AUGAAGAAUUAUAGUACGACGUUUAGGUUGAUGCUCGUUUGCCUUUUUCUUUGCUCUGAAAUUCGCGCACAGGAUCGAUUUCGAAGGAUUCGUCGUAAAAUCGGCGAGGAUCGUUUUUGUAAUUUUGACGAAGCUCGAAGCAAUUACGAUGCCACGGAUUUAUUAAGGUGUAUCGAUGAAUUGGCUGUCGAUCUCAUCGAUCGAGAAAGUGGCGUGCUAAAAGUCUCCAAUGGAAAAGGUCAAUUGAAUGGAUUCACGGGCAGGAAGAUCUCUUUUAUGGAUGUUUUCUCGAGUGUUUUCAAUAACCUUUUCUACUUACAGUCGCAUCAGAGCAGCUCCCUUCCGGUGUACCCGAUUUCCGACUAUCAGCAAUCGAAUUAUCCGAGUGAAACCGUCGGUCUUUCUCCUGGAUUUCAACUGAAUCUGCUCGAUACGCUGUCCACGAUAUCCAGCCACGAUGACUACAAGUGUGUGCCCAGGAUACUCUGCGAGGUGGCCAGCGGAAAACUUCCUGGAAGAUCGUUAGGCAAACAGAGCUCCGGCUUCUUCGAGUUGCUCGGUCGAAAUGUUUUCACGGACUGGCUAACGAAAAUCGAUGUCGCUGGAAUGUCUCCAUUGCUGAACUUUGGUAGAGCGAUGAUUCUUGGGUAUAGCAAUCGAGGAAAUUCUGUGGCCUGCUACGAGGCGUUUCCAAAAUGUCCACGAGACACGAAUGGAUUGAUUUACUAUCUGAAUAACUAUAAUGGAGGGUUUUUCAAUCUUUUCAACAGGAUUCGAGGUGGAAAAUACAGGACGUCUAACGGAGAUCCUGGUCAGCCAGUUAAUGAUUAUUCGAAGAUCGAAGUGAGGGAAAGAAUAGUCGCUGGCAGCUCGACGGAACCCAUUCGGAAUGAACCAGUGCUAAAUACGGUUCAAUUUCCAUCUAUAGAAUAUCAAAAAUAUUAUGCAAACGGAGAGUAUCCAAGAUUUGAUACGAUAAGAAAUUACAAUGCGAUUACUUUUCCUGAUCAAAGAGAAUUAAGCAUCGAACCAACGAAUAGUUUACAGGAUGACGUUCCAAAAUCGGAACCGUACGUUUGGCAAAGAGACAACGUUGCAUUCUUUCCCAAAGAAAACCAAGACAGAAGAAUCUCUCGAUUUCGAUUCCCCUCGAGGUUUACAAUCGCACCGUCGUAAUCCGAAAUUGUAACA
This is a messenger RNA of Bombus huntii, 1191 nucleotides long. RefSeq lists its product as uncharacterized. The transcript has 6 exons. Lineage: Eukaryota; Metazoa; Arthropoda; Insecta; Hymenoptera; Apidae. Bases 1 to 1176 code for a protein of 391 amino acids. The record is from RefSeq and is a predicted model, not a curated record.